AUGCUGAAUCUAGACGAAUCGCCCGGAGGUCUUGACGAAGGCAUGUCUUCUGAAAAACACGAUAAAAUGGGUGAUUCCGAGUACCAACAUGCACUGGAGGUUAUCUUCGAUGAGAAGAAUGCACAUCGACGGAGAUCAUCGCUUGUUUCUACAGAUCUCAUUGAAAUGAUGUCGUCUCGGAAACAAAACACUGAAUGUCAUAUUCACGCACUCCUCGAGAGUUAUCGCCGUAAUUCCAACAGCAGCACCAGCAGUAUCAAGGGCCUCGCUAAAUCGCUCACAAAUUUCCACCCCGAGCCCCCGCAUAUCUUCGACGAAAGAUGCAAAGUUAGCCAGCAGAAUCGAGUCGACAAAGAAAAGACUGAAAAUUGGCACGGUCAAGGCAAUAAUGAAAGUAAUUUCAAAGAGCUAUCUAUGAGUAAAUAUGAUAAUGCUAAUAGUAGUUUAUGUUCAACGAAAUCGGAGCAGACAGUUUUAAAUAGUCGGGAACAGCAUGCUUUGCAUAGUAGACUAUUGAGCAAAGAGCAGUUAUCGGAGAUGGCCUGGGGAGUGCGCGAACUUUCAAAAAGGCUGGGGAGCAUUCGCUUGAAAUUAAAAGUCAAAAGUGUUUUCUUGUUGAUUAAAGCUCAUGACGAGGCAUUGAUUGAGAAUGCAAGAAAUAUAACAAAAUGGUUAUUGAGUCAUGAGAGGGAGGUUCCAUACACUAUAUGGGUAGAAGAGAACCUAAAAUACAGCAAAAAGUUCGACUCAGAAGGACUAAUAGCAGAUGUGCGAGCUAGCUGUGAGCAAAAUUCCGAUGGAAAUCAUAGGAGUGUAGAAGAAAGACUAAAGUAUUGGAAUAACGAUCUUUGUAGGUUGAGACCUCAGAGUUUUGAUUUCGUGAUCACUCUAGGAGGAGAUGGUACUGUCUUACAUGCGAGCUGGCUCUUUCAACGAGUUGUGCCGCCCGUUUUGAGUUUUGCUCUUGGAAGUUUGGGAUUUUUAACCAAGUUUGAUUAUGAAAAUUAUCAAAAUACUCUCACUGAAGUGUUUAACGAGGGAGUUACGAUUAGUUUAAGGUUACGUUUUGAGGGAACCGUCAUGAGAAGUCAAGAGAGAGAGCCCAUACCCGGUAUCACGAAAGAAAAAGACGGCGCUGACCAAGUGGGAGAUGAGAUAGACAUCCGAGAUUUAGUAGAGGAAUUGGUAAAGGAAGAAAAAGAGGAUGAAAGAACCCACUACCCAGAUGGCACUUAUGAAAUAUUAAAUGAUAUUGUUGUCGACCGAGGACCAAAUCCAACAAUGUCUUCAAUCGAACUUUUCUCUGAAAACGAGCAUAUGACCACUGUAGCAGCCGAUGGUAUUUGUGUGGCAACCCCUACUGGAUCGACUGCUUACAACCUCGCGGCUGGGGGCUCACUUUGUCAUCCCGACAACCCUGUUAUCUUGGUUACAGCUAUAUGCGCUCACACUUUAUCAUUUCGGCCUAUCAUACUACCAGAUACUAUGGUAUUACGGGUCGGUGUGCCGUAUGACUCUCGUUCCAGUUCCUGGGCUAGUUUUGACGGGAGAGAAAGGGUUGAAUUGAGACCGGGAGACUACAUAACAAUCUCAGCUAGUAGGUAUCCCUUUGCAAGUGUUAUGCAUCCUAGACGAGGGAGCGAGGAGUGGAUCGGCAGGAUAAGUGAUAAACUCGGGUGGAAUACAAGACAAAGGCAAAAAACCACAAAGGAAUGGAAAAGUAAUACCAAUUCUCUCUAG
Blumeria graminis f. sp. triticale is the source of this 1740-nucleotide messenger RNA. Lineage: Eukaryota; Fungi; Ascomycota; Leotiomycetes; Helotiales; Erysiphaceae. The record is from the annotation of a GenBank genome assembly.